Messenger RNA from Myripristis murdjan (pinecone soldierfish), 1771 nucleotides. It is a transcript of the gene nob1, whose product is annotated as NIN1 (RPN12) binding protein 1 homolog. Gene Ontology annotation, molecular function: RNA endonuclease activity. NCBI's taxonomy places the organism in Eukaryota, Metazoa, Chordata, Actinopteri, Holocentriformes, Holocentridae. Gene Ontology annotation, cellular component: preribosome, small subunit precursor. The record is from RefSeq and is a predicted model, not a curated record. Gene Ontology annotation, biological process: maturation of SSU-rRNA; ribosomal small subunit biogenesis. The transcript is spliced from 9 exons. The coding region runs from base 194 to 1525 and encodes 443 amino acids.
AGAGGUGGAGAGAGUAAAAAUCUGGAUAAACGUCUUUAACUGCAGCACCCCCAAAAACCUCCUCAUUUUUCAGGCGUGGAGAAAGCGAAAGCGGAAGUAGUCACGAGUCAGCCUCUUGCUUCGCUUUGGUACUCUCUGCAGCAGGUUGUUAUGCUGACUGUGAUUGGUUGAUCGAGUUGGUCCUCGAUCCAAGAUGGCUACUACCGUGGUGGAGCAUGUUGUGGCUGAUGCAGGGGCAUUUUUGAAGAAAGCACCUCUUCAGGACAUUGGAAAGAAUAUCUACACGUUGAAAGAUGUGGUUGAUGAGAUCCGGGACAAGCCCACCAGGAGGAGUCUGGCCUUCCUGCCGUACCAGCUCAUCUUUAAAGAGCCUCACCCUGAACACAUCAGACAAGUGACAGAGUUCUCCAAGAAGACCGGAGACUACCCCAGCCUGUCAGCCACAGACAUCAAAGUCCUGGCUCUGACCUACCAGCUGGAGCUGGAACACGUCGGAGCCAGUCACCUGAAAAAAGAGCCAGACGUCAAGGUUGAAAUUCGUGGCACACAGCGCCAUCCAGAGGCUCCCGUUAAUGUUGCAGGAUUCCACUUUCCCUCCAAGAAGCCAGCGGAGAGCUCAGCAAGCGGCCGGCAGACACCAGCUCAGACACACACCUCCAGCCCGGCGGAAAAUGCAGAGUUUAACAGCUUCCAGUUCUGGAGGACGCCGCUGCCUUCCAUUGAGGCUGAUCUGCUGGACUUGCUAAACGUGGAUGGCAUCACUGUGUCAGACAGCAGAUCAGAGGUGGAGAUGCUUCCGCUGACCGAGGAGCACAGAGAGUCUGAGGACCAAGCAGGAGAGGAGACUGACGAGGAGGAGGAAGAGGAGGUAGAGGAGGAGGAGGAUGAUGAGGAUGAUGGUGGUGGCUGGAUCACUCCCAGCAACAUCCAGCAGGUUAAGAUGGAAUCUGGUGACGGAGCAGCUCCAGCGGAUGUCAAAGUGGGAUGUCUGACAACUGACUUUGCUAUGCAGAACGUUCUCAUUCAGAUCGGACUCCACGUUCUCUCUGUCAGUGGUAUGCUAAUAAAACAAACAAGAAACUACAUUCUGCGAUGCCACGCCUGUUUUAAGACCACAACCAACAUGAACAAGGUUUUCUGCUCUCACUGUGGCAACAAGACACUGAAAAAGAUCGCCGUGACCAUUACAGAGGAUGGCAGCAUGCAGAUGCACUUUUCCAGGAACCCCAAAGUGCUCAACCCAAAGGGACUGAGAUUCUCCUUGCCCAUGCCUCAAGGAGGGAAACAUGGCAACAACCCCCACCUGGUCGAGGACCAGCGCUUCCCCCAGCAGAGGCUGUCCCACAAAGCCCGCCAGAAGACAAACGUGUUUGAUCCCGACUACGUGGCCGGAGCCUCGCCCUUCAGCGACAACGACAUCUACAGCCGCGCCGCCAACCUGCAGAUCAGGGACAGCCAGUGCGGCGGCGGCAGGCGGAGAGCCAACCCCAACGCAGCCCGCAAGAAGUUUGUCAAGAAGAAGUGAAGAUUUGAUUUGUUUCUGUUCAAACCCCAGAAUGAGGCAGGCAGACUGACUCUACAUGCAACAGCCUCCUCACUAAAGACAAUUCUGAUACACAGAUUGUAAGAGUUUAACUACAAACCCAGUUUUUUUUUUUCUGUACAGUGUAAUGUUAAACUUAUUACACGCCCUGCUAAUGGGUUGACUCGGCUUGUCAGCAUACUUAAACUAUAUUAAUACCCAAAUAAAUUUUUAACAUGUUGUUCUCCA